This is a messenger RNA of Astyanax mexicanus (Mexican tetra), 4505 nucleotides long. RefSeq names its product glucoside xylosyltransferase 2 (gene gxylt2). Lineage: Eukaryota; Metazoa; Chordata; Actinopteri; Characiformes; Acestrorhamphidae. The record is from RefSeq and is a predicted model, not a curated record. Gene Ontology annotation, molecular function: UDP-xylosyltransferase activity. Gene Ontology annotation, biological process: protein O-linked glycosylation via N-acetylgalactosamine. The transcript is spliced from 7 exons. The coding region runs from base 143 to 1480 and encodes 445 amino acids.
AGCAGCAGCAGCAGCAGCGCCUCCGCUCCGCCGCCGCGUUCCCCGCUCCCCGCUCCCCUCGCUCCCCGCUCCGCCGCGCUCUCUCCCCGGACUCCUCCAUGCGGCGGAGCGCGCCUGGCCCGGUCCGGCCCGGUUCCCCAGCAUGAGGAUCCGCUGCAGGGUGGCGGUGCUCGCGGCCAGCCUCGGACUUUUCCUACUUCUCUACUUUCUCGGGGGGAACGGAGCGGACGAGCCCCCGCUCCGAGAAGUUCCGGAGGACAGGGACGAGUUUCCAGCUUCUUCUGCCCAGAGAGAGAAGAUCUCCCCGGCCAAGCAGCUCCGCGGAGACCCGCCCCAGCAGAAGAAGCUCCGCCAGAACCCAAAAGAACCCGAGAUAACAGCCAGCAGAUCCAGCAACCAGAACCCGAAACUGAGGCUGAAGACGGAUAAGGGGCGGUCCGGGUCGAAGGUCGUCUACCCGGAGGACUGGAUGCACCUCGCGGUGGUGGCCUGUGGGAACCGUCUGGACGAGACGCUCACUAUGGUGAAGUCGGCUCUGCUCUUCAGCAUCAAGAAGAUCAAGUUCCACAUCUUCACUGAGGAGGAUCUGACUGAACAGUUUGAGAAAGUGCUGAGUCAGUGGCCCCGAUCAUAUUCCUCUAAGUUCCAGUACAGUCUGUACCCAAUCACCUUCUCCGUGGGAAACGCUGAGGAGUGGAAGAGGCUCUUUAAACCCUGUGCUGCUCAGAGACUCUUCCUCCCGGUCAUCCUGAAGGACGUGGACUCGUUGCUGUACGUGGACACUGAUGUCCUGUUUCUCCGGCCGAUGGACGACAUCUGGAGGUUCCUGAAGAACUUUAACAGCACUCAGCUGGCGGCGAUGGCCCCCGAGCACGAGAUCCCCAAAAUCGGCUGGUACAGUCGCUUCGCCCGCCACCCGUUCUACGGCGUCACCGGGGUGAACUCGGGGGUCAUGCUGAUGAACCUCACCCGGAUUCGGAGCACCGUGUUCAAGAACAGUAUGAUCUCCAGCGGUCUAUCCUGGGAGGAUCUGCUGCAUCCCCUCUACCAGAAAUACAAGAACCACAUUACAUGGGGGGAUCAGGAUCUUCUCAACAUCAUAUUCCACUACAAUCCAGAGUGCUUGUACACAUUCCCCUGCCAGUGGAACUACAGGCCCGAUCACUGCAUGUACGGCAGCAACUGUAAAGGGGCGGAGGAGGAGGGCGUGUCCAUUCUCCAUGGCAACCGCGGGGUUUACCAUGACGACAAACAGCCUGCCUUCAAAGUGGUGUAUGACGCCAUACGGGAAUAUCCGUUCGGAGAGAACCUGUUCCAGUCCCUGUUUUUUCCUCUCCAGAACAAGUUCUUGGACACGGUGAACACGCUGUGCGGCAGAAUCCCUCAGGUGUUCCUCAGACAGGUGGAGAAGACCAUGAAGGCUGUGUUUGAGCAGAAGGUGAUCCGGCACGCUCGGCCGCCCAGCCGGCAUCGGCGCUGAUCUGCUGCAGGAGUUGCUGGGGGUUAUGGAGGAGGAGACGCUGUGGUUCUUCACGUCUGAUGGAGGUGAUUUCAGUAAAUGGAAGAUGUGCAAUGCUAAGAGCUCCUGAGGUUCGGCCUGCAGACUCCAGACCUGCAUCCUCUGCUUUAGAGGAGAUAAAGGAUGGAGAAGCUUCCUGGAUGGACCAAUGAGCUUCAGGCAGCGGUUCUGGAUCAUUAAUCGGGAGAUGGUCUUCAGAGAACCUGGAGGGGCGUGGCUCGGAGGAACAUGAUUCAGAGAGCAAGGAGAAAGGUGUAUGUUAAAACGAAUGGGUGGGACAAAAAAAAAAAAGAUAUCGUGAGAUGCCCUGUGAUCCACAUGCCUAAUAUUUAAAAAAAUAUUCACAAGAAUGUACUGUACACUACCGAUAAAAGUUUCAGGACACCAAACAUUUUCAGUUUUUUAUCGAUUUUUAUAUUUUAUCAUUAAUUUAAGCCAUUUUAGUCAUUUUUAGAGCUCAUUGAAUUGCCCAAAAUCUUCCAAAGGUGAGCUCAAUGGUAAAAAGUUCAACAUUUACAUAUAAAUGUGGUUAUUUUAUUGAUAUCCUAAUAUCACUUAAUGUCGCUGUUGCGCAAAAACCCUGAAUAUCCACUUUUUCCACUUUUUUGUUGUUUUUUUUUGUUUAUUAUUAUUAUUAUUAUUAUUAUUAUUAUUAUUAUUAUUAUUAUUAUUAUUAUUAUUAUUAUUAUUAUUAUUAAGGUAUGCAACCAAAACCAAUACAUACAAUAUUAUUGAUUACAAAAAUAAAAUAAGAGAAUAUAACAAGUGAUUUGCUAACCUUUACACACUAAAGUAAGUGGCGUAUAUAUGAAAAAUGUCAGAUAAAGGGUGAUUAAAGAGGCUUUAAAUCAGUGAUUAAAAUUAGUGAUUAAAAUUAGUGAUCAAAGAGAUCCGUGCUGACGACACUGCUUUAAAUACAAUCAAUCCUUCAUCACAUCUCCCCAAUGUUCUCCAGUGAAUGUAUAAAAUAAAUGCCUUGUGUUGAUUUAUAUCACUAUAAUGAGGUACAGGCGCAGAGUACAUCUGUUUUAAUUUUUCUUUUAAUUAUUCAUACAAACCUUAUUAUUCAAAGCUUAAUUCAAAUUAAAUACCGCUCUGCUACAUUCUGUAUAGAAUAUCAUUUUUUAAACAUAUUUUACAUUAUGAACAGUUUGUAGCCUUCGACUCAAUAAUGCACAAAAAAUGGGAUUUUAUUGUUUUUUUUCUGGCUUCUGCGCUUGCGCUGUGCUUAUCUCAUUGAUAACGUUUGAAACAAUUAAAAACCUUAUUUAUAACUUUAUUCAAAUCAAAUACAGAUCUGAUACUUUCUGUAUAGAAUAUCAUUUCAUAAUAUAAUCGAAACAUAUUUUACAUCAGCAAUAAAAUCUGCUAAAAACAUUAUAAACACUUUGUAAUGUUAGACUAAAUAAUGCACAAAAAAUGUGAUGUUCCAGUUUUAAUUUGGCUGCUGCGCUUGCGCAGAUCUCCACAGUGAGGAAGAUCAGUGAUCAUCUUAAUGCUAAACUAGAUACACUACUUUUCAAAACUUUGGUUUUUGGCUUCUCUGCUAGCCAGCUGAUUGGCUCUUUUAGCUGAAUGGCGGAAGUUUGUCCUUAAAUGAACGACAAGAUUAGCGUUACAAGAGCUUUCGUACUGCAGUCAGUGGCUUUUCUCCUCAUUGAUAACAUUUAAAACAAUUAAAAACCUUAUAUACAAACUUUUAUACAGCUCUGCUAUAUUCUGCAUAGAAUAUCAUUUUUGAAACAUAUUUUACAUCAGCAAUAAAAUCUGCUUAAAAACAUUUUGAACAGUUUGUAGUGUUAGACUAAAUAAUGCACAAAAAAUGUAAUUAUGCAGUUUUCAAUUUGGCUGCUGCGCUUGUGCAGAUCUCCACAGCGAGGGUGAUCAUUCAUCAUUUUAAUACAGAGCCAGAUAAAUUUAUUUUUCAAAAGUUUGGGUUUUGGCUUCUCCACUAGCAAGCUGAUUGGCUCUUUUAGCAGAAAGACGGAACUUUAUCCUUAAAAAGGAUAGCGUUAGGAGAACUCAUACCGCAACUUUCAUACUGCAGUCAGUGGCUUUUCUCCUCAUUGAUAACAUUUAAAACAAUUAAAAACCUUAUAUACAGCCUUAUUUAAACCAAAUACAGCUCUGCUACAUUCUGUGUAGAAUAUCAUUUUUGAAACAUAUUUUAAAUCUGCUAAAAACGUUAUGAAUAGUUUGUAGCUUUUGAAUCAAAAAUGCACAGAAAAAUGGGAUUUUGCAGUUUUUAUUUCUGGCUGCUGCACUUGGGCAGAUCUCCACAGCGAGGGUGAUCAGUGAUCAUUUUAAUGCUGAGCUACAUACAUUACUGUUCAAAAGUUUGGGUGUUUGCUUUUCCGCUAGCAGGCUAAUUGGCUCUUUUAGCUAAAAGACGACAGAACUUUAACUUUGAAUGGACGACAAGAUUAGCCUUUCGUACUCAAUUGAUAACGUUUAAAACAAUUAAAAACCUUAUUUACAGCCUAAUUCAAACCAAAUACAGCUCUGCUCAUACACAUAACCACAUACUCAUCUCUUUUACAUUCUUUUCUGUAUUGCUUUACAUUGUAUUUCCAUAUACAGUAUAUACUGAAGAUGCUGUUGAUUUGUUUUAUUAUGUUUUAUAUGUAUUUUCUAUUGGAAGUGAUGGAACAUAACUGAACAUACUGUAAAUAGUUUGAUAUUUGUGAAGAUCAGCACAAUGUGCUUUUUAUUACACGGGACUGGACUGGCUUCCAGCAUCAUCUCACUACUGCUGGUACAUGAGUCUCAUCAGUGGUUCAAACUCCUGGAAACACACACACACACACACACACACUUUACAUUUCAUAUCUCUGAGACUUUCACAUGGUUUACUCUUUCGCUGUGUGAAUUUAUGAGAAGAAAAGGGUUUUAUAUCUCAUUGUCUUUUUACACAGUCAGUUCUGUGCAUGUCUGAAAUGUAAACAAAUGAACAUGUAUCAAAGUAAAGCUUAUUUUCCAAUCAUGA